ACCCAGCCUCAGAGCCCCGUCAUCCUCAACAUUGUUAAAUAAUUUUCAUCUCAAGUAAACAAGAUCAGGAUCAAUGGGUUGAGGCAACAGCAAAAGGAUCAGGAUGGAAUGAAAGUAGCAAAAACAACUGUGCUUAUUUUGUCCCAUUUAUGUUGGUUUUCACGCGUCCAUUCCCUGCACUUACUGCAGCAGCUGUUAUUUAAAAUACUUUGUACUGUCAAGUGAAGUGGCCUUGCUUUGCUCAGUUUUUUUUAUUCCUCUACAAAAUAUCACUUUGCACUCAGGUGGGCUCAGGGGAGAUUUUAGCCUUGCGGAUAAAACUCCACUUUCAGUCCAACUAACACAGCUGGUAUCUUUAUUUUGUUGUUUCUUUCUUUUUGUAGACUUCCAGGAAUAAAGGUUAGCCAUCUUCUUACUUCAGUGUAGCUGAUGUUGAGUUGGACUUUGACUUUGAAAUCCUUUCUCCAUAACAUAUCCAGUAUGAACCUGCUGAGAUUGAAACAGAAAGAAGAGGACAUGGUCAGAAACAGGACGGUACAUUUUAUAUAAGAAGGUAUCCCAUACAUGCGUCUGUCAGUUCCUGCAGUGAUCAAUGCAUCAUGGUUCUUACUUUGCUUCCAGAUCAAUGCAUGGCUAUUUAAAACUUUAAAGAAUAAGCACAUGAGCUGUAUGCGCCAAUUGAAACAUUGCAGAGCGUCUCCAUCAUGGGACAAUAACACAAUAACCUCAACCUUUUUAAGGGCUGUUCCAACAAUUGAAUUUGUGGGAAUUGUCCGAGUCUGAAAGCUGAAGCACUAGAGGCCAAGAUUCAGAUUUUUUAAAUGUCUAAAACCACUGGAUCCUACAUUUCCCAUGAUGCAACGGGAUUCCAUUAUUUGUGAACCUAUAUAGUGUAAAUAAAGAUGGACACCAAUCUUCCGCCCCAAAAAUUAUCCCAAAGCCUCGUGAUCGCCCCCUGGCGGCUUGCUGCAUUAUAGGUCAUAAACCUUGCUAUGAAUACAAAAUUUAAAAAAAAGUAAAAUGACAUUUUCCAAGACAUGAUUUCUGUCACUGUAGGUAGUUCUUAUCACAGUGUUGUUUGCUCAAGUGCAAGUUUGGUUUUAAUAACUAAUUUUGAUGCUUUAAAAACGAAAUGAAAAGUCAUGAUUGACAGCUGAGGCUGACUCGUGAUUGGUCGAGCCCAUGUAUUGGCAGGACGUCUCUCGGCUCCAUCCCCUGAUCGGUACUGAGCAAACUCUUCCUACAAAUGACAAAUCGGCACAAGAUGGCAGUGUUCAUAUCAAGGAUAUAUUGGCUUCAUUUCUGGAGAAUGGGAAGAAGUGGAGACGUGGUUCAUCUUUACAGUCUAUGGUUAAAACCAGGUUUAAGUAGAUUAUAGUGCUUUGGGGUUUAUUGCUAAUGGUAAUGUGAAAAAUCUCUCUUUUGACUGGUUAAGGAGGCCUUUUACUUUCAACCAUAAAAUUUAACUAUGCAGAAACUAACAGUUCUCACUUUGGUUUACAAGACGUAUUUGAUGAACUUUUACCGCCUGCUACUCUGCUUCUUUCACUGCGUUUUACUACCCAUCCCCACGCAGUGUUCGCAACUACACUGCUCCAUUGCAGGCUAACUUCAUUACAGCCUCAUCUUUGCUUUGGAAACCUGGGAUCAGUUUUUUCGAUCAAAAUUCUGGCUUCUGUAAAGCAUAAAAUAAAAGACCGGCAGCUGUUAUGUGGAGAACAAAAAAUAAACAAAUGUUUAUGUUCUCACUAUAAGCUGUUUUAAUAUCCAGUGACUGUACUGUUUGGAUUUAGGUGAAAGGGAUCUAUUGACAGAAAUGUAUCAUUUAUAUUUACAUCUGAGUAGUCCUCUCUAUGGAGGCCACCAUGUUUUUUACAGCCGUCCAAAUUGGGCAAACUAAACACCUUUUGAGUUUUUAUGACAACUGAAUGCUUCCACAGGUUCUCUUUCAUGUUUGAAAUGGUAGGGCGAGGUGAAGGGUAUUCAGCUGCAACAUGCAAGGUCACCACUAGAUGUCACUAAAUUCCACACAGUGAACCUUUAAUAUGCUAAAUAAUGUUGUGCUAUGCUUUGUACAUUUGGCGUAAAAACUCUUACAGGCAGGUCUCGACGAUCUAGUUACUUUUUGGGGUUGACCCAUAUGCGUGUGUGGUGUAUCCACACACACGUGCUGGACCCAUAUCCAGACCAGCUUCUUCCCGCUGAUGUUUGACCCACAUAUGUCAAAAGUGAGUCGUCCAGUGUGAAUAGGGUAAUGGCCUGUGAUCAACAGGGCGUCCCCUCUGCAGCAGAAGAGAUAGGCUUUUCAGCCAGUGUUGAUCUCCUUCCAGUGCUCUGCCAGGACCCCCCCAGCUCUAUGUGAAACGUGAUCCAUCACAUGGGGUCCGCUGCCUCGGGGUUCUCAUCCCUUUCACCACCCAUAUGCCCACUCACUGCCAGCGCCACAUCACUGCUGCAAAGUGCAUUUAAUUGACAUGCUUUUAUUUAGCACAGCUGACUUAUCCACUGCUCCAUGCUCCAUCCACCCCCCCAUACCUCUUUUACACUUUCUUCUCUCCCUCUGUCUUUAGUCAGCACUUUGGCAGUAAUUCCUGCUCCAGUGAACUGGACACAUACAGUGCAUGACUUUAUCCAACAUGAAAGCUGAAGGCUAUAGUUAUUAAAGCCCUGUAUUAGAGCCCAUAAGGGGGGGGUGGUAGGCAGGUCAGAAGUAUGGCGUAAUUCAGCCACAAUGGCAGCAUCCUCAAUAGGCUAUCCUCGGAUGCUGAGGGGUAGGGGUGGGGAGAAUGUGUGUGCGUGUGUGUGCAUGUGUGAGUGUGUGUGUGUGUGAGAGAGAGAUAAAGAGACACACACACAAGAAGAGAGAGACGGGGGGAGAGAGAGAGAGAGAGAGAGAGAUGAGAGAGUGAGAGAGAGAGAGAGAGAUGAGAGAGAGGAUGCUGGUCGCACCACUCAAGAUGAGUAGGCGUGCUCGUGUGCGCUGCAUCGUCUGAUGAUCUCCCCGGUUCCCCUGGACCUCCACUCUCUGCUCUCUGCUCUCUCUUCUCUCUCUGCUCUCUCUUCUCUCUCUCUGCUCUCACUCUCUGCUCUCUCUGCUCUAUCUCUGCUCUCUCUGCUCUCUCUCUGCUCUCCCUGGCUGAGGUCGGUCGAGGAAGAAAGGCGACUGCGUGGACUUUCCCAGGCGGAGGAGUCGAGCCGGACUUUCCUCCGGGCAGCAGACCUGCGCUCAGCGGAGCCACGCCACGGCACUUUGGAUAAACUCCCACAGCCGAGGACCGUGCGCCGUGUGUCCGAGGCGCAUCGCGUCGUCCUGCACCAGGAGCAGAGGAACACAUUGCCAUGCACGAUCUAGUCAGUCAGCAUAGGUGACUUUUUCCAAUUUCCCUCCUUCAGCUUUUAUCUUUUUCGUUUUCUGGGGAUUCUCUGGAGGGAGGAGAAUAAAAUCCACGGUGGCAGCUUAAGCCCCAAACUCGCAGUGUGCGCUCGGGGAGGGUAUUUUUCUUUUGCCCAAGAUGCAGGUGGAUCGGAGCCGGGUGGUUUCCAGCGUGUGGUGCGCGUUUCUGCUUUUACUUUACUCAACUCUAAGCACCAGGGUCACGGAGGUGGGAGCCACCCACCAGAGCAUCCCCCCGGCCGUGGUGAAGCUUUGGGCUUCAGCGUUUGGUGGAGAGUUGAAGUCCAUCUCUGCAAAGUACUCCGGCUCCCAGCUGCUGCAGAAGAAAUACAAGGAGUUUGAGCGGGCGGUGCAUGUGGAGGAGAUUGAUGGGCUGCGGCUGGUGAAGAAGCUGGCGGAGGACAUGGAGGAGAUGUUUCACAAGAAAGAACAGGCGAUGAAGAGACUGGUGGAGGCAGCAGAGGAAGCCCACCUGCAGCACGAGGAGGAUCCAGACCUACAGUAUGAAUACUUCAAUGCAGUGCUGAUCAAUGAGGUGGAUGAGGAGGGGAACAGCGUAGAGCUUGGAGGAGAAUUCAUCCUGCAACCCAACGACCACUUUAACAACCUGUCAGUCAACCUCAGCCUCAGCACGGUGCAGGUACCCACCAACAUGUACAACAAAGAUUCUGCUAUUGUCAACGGUGUGUUCUGGUCUGAGGCCUUGAAUAAAGUGUUCGUGGAUAACUUUGAAAGAGACCCAUCGCUCAUAUGGCAGUACUUUGGCAGUGCCAAAGGAUUUUUCAGGCAAUACCCAGGAAUCAAGUGGAAGCCAGACGAACACGGGGUCAUUGCUUUUGACUGCCGUAACCGGAAGUGGUACAUCCAGGCUGCCACCUCGCCGAAAGACGUGGUGAUCCUGGUGGAUGUCAGCGGCAGCAUGAAAGGCCUCAGGCUGACCAUCGCCAGACAGACGGUCUCCUCCAUCCUGGAUACUCUUGGAGACGACGAUUUUUUCAACGUCAUCGCUUACAAUGAGGAACUUCAUUACGUGGAACCGUGUCUGAACGGAACUCUGGUCCAGGCAGACGUCCCCAACAAAGACCACUUCCGGGAGCACCUGGACAAGCUGUUCGCUCAAGGCAUUGGCAUGUUAGACCUAGCUCUGACUGAGGCCUUCCAUCUUCUGAGUGCGUUCAACGAGACAGGCCGGGGGAGUCAGUGCAGCCAAGCCAUUAUGUUGGUGACAGAUGGGGCAGUGGACACGUAUGAUGCCAUCUUUGCCAAAUAUAACUGGCCAGACAGGAAGGUCCGCAUAUUCCCUUACCUGAUUGGUCGAGAGUCAGCCUUCGCAGAUAAUCUGAAAUGGAUGGCGUGUGCUAACAAAGGAUACUUCACCCAGAUUUCCACGUUGGCCGAUAGGCAGGAGAAUGUGAUGGAGUACCUUCACGUCCUGAGUCGCCCCAAGGUCAUCGACCAGGAGCACGACACGGUGUGGACUGAGGCCUACAUCGACAGCACCAUGGAGGACGGUCAGAGUCCAGUUCUAAUGACCACGGUGGCGAUGCCUGUGUUCAGCACCAAGAAUGAGACGAGAAACAGUGGCAUCCUUCUCGGGGUUGUUGGGACAGAUGUGCCCGUGUCCGAGCUGCUCAAGACCAUCCCCAAAUAUAAGCUGGGCAUUCACGGUUACGCCUUUGCAAUCACCAACAACGGCUACAUCCUUACGCACCCAGAUCUACGGCCACUUUACGGCGACAAAAGCAAAAAGCGGAGGAAGCCAAACUACAGCAGUGUGGAUCUGUCUGAGGUGGAAUGGGAGGAUAAGGACGACACGCUGAGAAACGCCAUGGUCAACAGGAAGACGGGGAUCUUCUCCAUGGAGGUGAAGAAGAGCGUCGACAAAGGGAAGCGUGUGUUGGUGUUGCAUAAUGAUUACUACUACACAGAUAUCAAGGGGACGCCUUUCAGUCUAGGUGUAGCUCUUUCCAGAGGCCACGGGAAGUUUUUCUUCAGAGGGAACGUCACCGUGGAGGAAGGGCUUCAUGACUUGGAGCAUCCUGAUGUGGAGCUGGCAGACGAAUGGACUUACUGCAACACAGACGAGCACCCGGAACAUCGCUACCUGUCCCAGAUUGAGGCGAUCAAACUCUACCUCAGUGGCCAUGAACCCCACCUACAAUGUGACAAGGAGCUGAUUCAGGAGGUUCUCUUUGAUGCGGUGGUCACUGCCCCUUUGGAGGCCUACUGGACCAGCAUGGUGCUCAACAAGUCUGAGAACUCUGAUAAAGGAGUGGAGAUCGCAUACCUCGGCACAAGAACAGGCCUUUCCAGAAUCAACCUGUUUGUGGUGCCUGACCAGCUCACGAACCAAGACUUCCUGACAGCUGAAGACAAAGAGGGGGUGUUCAACGCCGAUCACUUUCCCCUCUGGUACAAGAGAGCGGCAGAACAAGUUCCUGGCACCUUUGUCUACUCCCUACCUUUCAACACAGGAUCAGAAAACAAGAGUGUUGUAUUGGCCAGCACUGCCAUUCAGCUUCUGGAUGAGAGGAAGUCGCCCAUAGCUGCGGCUGUGGGUAUCCAGAUGAAACUGGAGUUCUUUCAGAGGAAGUUCUGGACAGCCAGCAGACAGUGUGCAGCUUUGGAUGGGAAAUGCUCCAUCAGCUGUGAUGAUGAGAAUAUCAACUGCUACCUCAUCGACAACAAUGGCUUCGUUCUGGUGGCCGAGGACUAUACUCUGACGGGGAAAUUCUUUGGAGAAGCAGAGGGAGCUGUAAUGAGUAAGCUUCUGCAGAUGGGCUCUUUUAAGAGGGUCACUCUGUACGACUACCAGGCUCUUUGUUGGGUUUUUUCAGAGAGCAGCGGCAGUGGACACACACUGCUGGAUCCUUACUUUGCUUUCUUCUCGGCCGUGAAGUGGAUCCUGACCGAGCUUGUCAUAUUCCUGCUCGAGUUCAACUUGUACAGCUGGUGGUAUUCUGACAUCACAGUUAAAGCUCAGAGGAUAGGUCGGACCACGCAGGUACCAUGUGACACCGAGUACCCGGCCUUCGUCUCGGAGAGGACCAUCAAAGAGAACACAGGCAACAUCGAUUGUGACGGCUGCAUCAAGUCCUUUGUGAUCCAGCAGAUCCCCAGCAGUAAUCUCUUCAUGGUGGUGGUGGACAGCAAGUGCGACUGCAGCAUGUUCGAGCCAAUCACCAUGGACCCCAUCGAAAUCAUGUAUAAUGAAUCUCUGAAGUGCGAGAGAUUGAAGACGCAAAAGGACAGGAGGCGCCCGGAUACCUGUCACCCCUUUCACCCUGAGGAAAACUCGAUGGAGUGCGGAGGCGUCGGCUCUCUCGCUCCGUCUCUCGCGGCGACGCUGCUCUGCGUCCUGCUGGCCCUGUUCCCCAGGUGACCAGAGCUGGCCACGCCUCUCCAUCCAGCACACGACUCGGAUCGUCCUUGGCUCUGCAAACAAAAGAAUCGCAUCGAUGCCACAAAAAAAGAGCACUCCUGCUGCCCCUAAUAAAAAUUGUGCCCAAUUUCAACUCACCACCUACAAAGCCCCGAGCCCAGAGGCGCGUCCCCACAAGGUGCUUAUUUGAAAGGAUUGAUAAUGGAUGCCUAGUGACUAGUGAUCAUUACUGUGCUUUAGCUGCACGGAGAGGUUUCCGGGGAGAAACGUAGUAAUAAUGCUUACAAUGCACUUAGUAGCUUAAAACUGCACAUGUGUCCCAGUAACACCCACCGACACUCACCUCUAUAUGCUCAGUCCUUUCAGGUAGCAGCUAAGGGCUUGGUUCUGUAGCUGGGCUUGGAACUGGGCAUUAGAGCCACGUUACACCGACGCGGAGAAACACAGGCGCACCUUUCCUCUGCCCACUCUGACUUUUCAUGGACAAUAAUGAUUCAGGAGGAGAAAAAAAAUACUAAUACUGAAGAUGACUAUAUGUGGGUGGGGCUGUAAUGUGGUUGUUAUGAUCUUUUUUCAUGUUGAGAAAAAAAAAACCAAGUUCUGGUAUAAAUAUGAAGAAAAAAGAGUUUUAUUUAUGAUUUGCAAGUGGUACCCAUAAACUGUGACUAUGAGAUUUUGAGUCCUCUGAUGUGAGUGGUUAUUAAUAUUUGAGCUUUGCCUUAUUGAACGAUAUUGGUCCUGUUUGUGUACUUUUGAAAUAAAAAGAUGUAUAAAAUCGA
This is a messenger RNA of Limanda limanda (common dab), 7555 nucleotides long. It is a transcript of the gene cacna2d3a, whose product is annotated as calcium channel, voltage-dependent, alpha 2/delta subunit 3a. The record is from RefSeq and is a predicted model, not a curated record. The transcript is spliced from 36 exons. Gene Ontology annotation, cellular component: voltage-gated calcium channel complex. Bases 3513 to 6776 code for a protein of 1087 amino acids. Gene Ontology annotation, molecular function: voltage-gated calcium channel activity. Lineage: Eukaryota; Metazoa; Chordata; Actinopteri; Pleuronectiformes; Pleuronectidae.